AUGGAGCAGCCAACUCAGGAGCAUAUGACGGCCGUGAAGAGGAUCCUGCACUAUGUAGCCAGGAAGAUCAAGUACGGGGACCACUAUAGGAAAGCAAAGGAGGGACAGCUGUGGGUGGCAGCCCUGUCGUCCUAUGAAGCAGAGUAUGUCGCCACCACCACUACAACUACACAAGGAGAAAACGGAUCUUGUAAGGCUCCUCGAGCAGAAAAACGAGACCACAGAGUUGAGCCGGACCGAGAUACAGAAGUUGCGGCUCGCCAAUUGGGAGCUUGCGCGGGCCAAUUCUCAGAUGAUGGCACUGAAAGCGUUGCAGGCUUGCAGCAUGAGCUUGCGUGCUCAAGAGCCGCCCUUAAAGUGAAAACAUCUGAAUUGGAGGAUGCAAAGAAGGUGAUGCAGCAGCGCAACGCCAGGGGCGGACCCACAUGGUGGUCCCGGUAGGUUCAGGACUACUCUGGUAUAGCCCAAAAUUUACGAUAUU
This is a messenger RNA of Phragmites australis (common reed), 481 nucleotides long. RefSeq lists its product as uncharacterized. Lineage: Eukaryota; Viridiplantae; Streptophyta; Magnoliopsida; Poales; Poaceae. The transcript is spliced from 6 exons. The coding region runs from base 1 to 441 and encodes 146 amino acids. The record is from RefSeq and is a predicted model, not a curated record.